Molecule: messenger RNA, 2319 nt
Organism: Corticium candelabrum
Lineage: Eukaryota; Metazoa; Porifera; Homoscleromorpha; Homosclerophorida; Plakinidae
Product: double zinc ribbon and ankyrin repeat-containing protein 1-like
Exons: 19
Coding region: 2-2167 (721 amino acids)
Molecular function (GO): protein binding
Source: RefSeq, a predicted model, not a curated record
CAUGACAGCGGGAUCAGUGUCUGUUCCUACAAUCCUACCGUUACGUCCUCCAACGCGCAGCAAACUUGAUAUCGACACGAACACACUAAUCGAGCUGCAAACAGACACAAAUGGCGCCAACAUCUACUACACAGUGAAUGGCCAGAAACCGGACCCUUUCCAAAAGCUUGGUGAAAGGCAUACCGACGUCUACGAACGUCCAUUCACGUUGAUUGAAGGGAAGCAAACUGUCAAAGCAAUGGCCCUUUUGAGCAACCCAGUUCGGGCGUCAUCUGUAGUUACGAAGACAUUUAGAGUGACAGCAGCUGAAGGAAAUGAGUCUGAAGAUGAUGGUUUGGGUGAAAUUGGUCACUUAGAUUCUGUUGGAAGUCACACAGGGAACAAGGUGGAGAGUCUUCAGUUAGGAGGGCAAAUUUUGACGCAACCGCGAUUUUUGAAUUCUAGGCUUGGUGCUGUUUCCCGACAGUCUACAGAGUCUGCAGUGUCUCCAAUGCCACAACUCCCAUCAAACUUACAACCUGCAUCAUCAAAAUCAGACGCAGAGAAGCUCCUCAAGCAAACAGACUACCUCAGGUGUGUUCAGUGCUUUGCUCCUCGUCCGUCAGAUCCGUAUGCUCGUUUUUGUCCUAACUGUGGUGCAGUCGUACCUCUUCUUCCAACAUCAAGACAAGCUCCUCCACAGUCAGGAAUGAUGGGCACGUGUCUUAAAUGCCAGUCUCCUGUGCCUCUUACUGCUCCAUCAUGUUUAGUGUGUGAAGCUCCGCUUCAGCCACAACUUCAACCUCAAGCAAGUAGGCGGCUACAAGCGCGUCUGCUAUGCUGCCAUUGCAGUAGCGUUAAUCCUUCUCACAUGGAGUUUUGCGUAACAUGUGAAUCACGUUUGCAAGAACAAGGAAAGCUUGGUAAUGUGUUUAAUGGCUUAGCACCUGAACCUCCUCCGUUCACGUACAGAACAAAGUGCAGUAAGUGUGGUCGUCUUAACGCUGGAGAUGCAAGGUUUUGCGAUUGGUGUGGCAACAAGAACUUCAAAUCUCAGCAGCCAGUUUCCUGUUUGAAAUGUGCUGCUAGCAACAGUGCUUCUGCUCGAUUCUGUUUAUCAUGUGGCUCUCGCAUAGAACCUCCUAACUCACAGCCGGAAAAGCAGGAAUUGACGUGGGCAUCUGGUUCAACAUCUGCUAAACACAAUACAAGAUCACAAGGCAGUCAAACUGAAGGCCUAUUCUUCAAGUCUGCACGAGCAUUAGAGAGUGCAUCUAAAGCUGAAGAACAGGCGAGAUCUCAACGUGAGGCUGGCAGAGACAGGAGACUCCAGUUGACAACAUACAGUCCUGGGAGAGGUUUUUGGAGACAGCAGGUUGAACAUGUAUGUUCACAUCUGAAGGCAUACGCACAAAACUCUCAGGAUUUCCAGAAGGCAAUAGGGCAACCACAAAUGGGAAAGCUGACUGCUGCUACUGUUCAUGAUGAUGGCAAUGAAGUGACACUUACUAUCACAUAUCCACUCAAAGAUGUCAAGGGACGGCCGCUGAGUGCUGCUAAUCCUCAAGCAUCGCAGGCUCUUCUUAGUACACUGGUGGACAGUAAUGGCUACAAUUUUAAACAGUCAAGUUCUCUCAGUUUACUCAGUGAAACUAGCAGCCUCAACUUCGAUGAUAACGAAAUUGAAUCAACUACAAAAACUAAGAAAAAAACAAGACGGAAAACAAAACCAAGCAAGGAUUUGUUGUCGUCUGAAACUCAGCUGGUAUUUCGUGAAGUGAACAGCACGGGUCAAGGACGACUAGAGACGGUGGAACGUCUUAUUGACAAGGGUGCUGAUCCUAAUCGUCUUAAUAAGGAAGGCCUUUCUGCUGUUGCAGUAGCAGCAGUUAAUGACCAUCAUGAUUGCAUUCGAGUUCUAGUUGAGAAAGGAGCAGAUAUCAACCUUAAGAUGAGGAAAGGAAAUACGGCAUUGCACGAGACUGUGCUGGGUGGACCUCGACAUGUUGACAGCAUUGAGGUGUUGCUGGGAUGUCAUGCUGAUGCCGAUAUCACCAACACAACUGGCGACAAGCCGUAUGACAUUGCUGUGAGGAAGGGUUAUGAGGCGAUUGUAAAGUGCUUUGUGACAAACAUUGGUGUCAACCUGCUGGGUAAGAUGACUAAACCUACCAGUUUUACAUUGUAGAUAACACAAGUUAAUGUGAGUAUAUCACAUUUUAAAUAGAAUCGUAGAUGUGACAGAUAAUGCUUUUAUAAUGCUUUUGCAGUUGAGUUAAUGUGUGCACAUGUAAUGGAAUUUUGGUUAUUAGUUCUACAUACAAACUGAAGGCACUUAGA